UUAAGCUCAGGAACAGUUCAGACUAAAGCUGUUCUCUUGUUGUAAGAGCUGAGAGGCGAGCAGCGCCUCAGAGGAGCCACAACAGGAAGACUGACUAACAGGAAGUAAAAAGGAGUUUUUAAAGACACAGCGAGGUGUUGUGUUCUCACUGUCAGUGUGUAGGAGUGUGUGGUGUGUUAUCUGCAGGUGUAAGUGUGGUGCAAGGUUCUGAUGGGAACGUGUGUGUUGUUCUGUAUGAACACACAACAGUAACAACAGCACACAAAUAUUCUGUUAGCACUAACUCAACUCAGAACAUUGGAUUAAUAUUAUAAUUAACUAAUGAUUAAUGAUGAACAUUGACUAAUCGACUAUUAAAACUGAUUAAGUAAAGCUUAGACACAUUAAAGGAUUAAAACAUUGGAAUUAUAACAUGUUUGAGAAACAGCAACAGACAGAAUGUUUUAUUUGUUUUUAUCAACAAAGAGCAAAUCUCUUGAGAACAUGUUCCAUUCCCAGAGGACAGGAGGUCAAAGGUCAACCAAAGGUGAGGUGAGGUGGUGUACCCUACACAUGUGGACCAGUCCUCCUCAUAGCAGCUCAGUGGCUCAGUGGUUAGCACUGUUGCUUCACAGUCUGAAGGUCCUGGGUUUGAUCUGACCCCAGGUCUGUCUGUGUGUAGUUUUUAUGUUCUUCUGGUUCUUGUUUGGGUUUUCUCUGGCUCCUCUGGUUUUCUUCAUCACAGACAUGAUGUCAGGCUGCCUUCAGGUUCAGGGGAUUUAUAAAACAGACCUGUGACCUCAGUGGGGUUAGCCAAUAAUGCUGGAGGAGGUGUUGAACUUCAGCUGAAUUGAUAAAGUUUUGGUUUUACCUGUUUGUGUUUUUCUACAGGUAUGUGAUGAACUUCUACAAGACAGGUCACCUACACGUCAUGGAGGAGCUUUGUGAAAUCUCCUUUCAGCAGGAGAUUGAGUACUGGGGCAUCGAGGAGGUCUUUAUCAACUCCUGCUGCCGUGAGCGUUACCAUCGCCGCAAAGAGCUGAAGGAGUCCCUGGACCUCCACCCAGUGUUUCAGCCUGACAAUGGCGGGGAGGACUUCAUAGGUGCCUUCUGCCCAACUCUGCGCCGGCGCCUUUGGGACCUUCUUGAGAGACCUGAAACAUCUCGAGCAGCUCAGACCUUCGGCUCACUCUCAGUUUUUUUUGUGGUGGUCUCAGUCAUCAACAUGGUGCUGAUCUCACUGGACCUGGAAGAGGACUUUGGCGUGAGCUGGCUGGGCCUGGGCGUGCCGCUCCUGUUGGAUGGCGUGGAGUACAUGUGUGUUGUGUGGUUCACGGUGGAGCUGGUGCUACGCUUCCUGUGCGUCCGAGACAAGUGCCGCUUCAGUCGAAGCAUUCCUAAUGUGAUCGACCUGCUGGCCAUCCUCCCGUUCUACGUGACGCUGGCAGUGGAGAGUCUCCACGGUGGAUCCACCAAGCUGGAGAACAUGAGUCGGGUGGUGCAGGUUCUCCGCCUCCUCAGGUCGCUGCGCAUGCUGAAGCUCAGCCGACACCUGACAGGUAAACACUCCAGGUUUGGUCCCAACUUGUAUCCACAAGUCCAACACAAGGCUGUCCUGGUUCAAUCCAACACAAGGCUGUCCUGGUUCAGUCCAACACGAGGUUGUCCUGGUUCAAUCCAACACAAGGCUGUCCUGGUUCAGUCCAACACGAGGCUGUCCUGGUUCAUUCCAGCACGAGGCUGUCCUGGUUCAGUCCAACACAAGGCUGUCCUGGUUCAGUCCAACACAAGGCUGUCCUGGUUCAGUCCAACACAAAGCUGUCCUGGUUCAGUCCAACACAAAGCUGCCCUGGUUCAGUCCAACAUGAGGUUGUCCUGGUUCAGUCCAACACGAGGCUGUCCUGGUUCAGUCCAACACAAGGCUGUCCUGGUUCAGUCCAACACGAGGUUGUCCUGGUUCAGUCCAACACGAGGCUGUCCUGGUUCAGUCCAACACAAGGCUGUCCUGGUUCAGUUUGACUUUUUAUUAAAAAUUAUCAGAAACAAUGUGAGACAUCAUGAAUCCAAGAACAAACAUUUGCUUUAAGUAAAAUCACUGACUGACAGUGGAGCUUCUGUGGGCGGGGCCAGAGGCUGAUGAUUCAUGAGGUCCAGAUCCAGACCAGGUUCAGUCCAGAUUCAGACCAGAUCCAUUCCAGGUCAAGUUCAGAUCCAGACCAAAUUCAGAGAAGAUCCUGUCCAGAUCCAGACCAGAUGCAGUCCAGAUUCAGACCAGAUUCAGACCAU
Messenger RNA from Austrofundulus limnaeus, 2265 nucleotides. RefSeq names its product potassium voltage-gated channel modifier subfamily V member 1 (gene kcnv1). Gene Ontology annotation, cellular component: voltage-gated potassium channel complex; membrane. The transcript is spliced from 2 exons. The coding region runs from base 878 to 2065 and encodes 395 amino acids. Gene Ontology annotation, biological process: protein homooligomerization; potassium ion transmembrane transport; action potential. Gene Ontology annotation, molecular function: voltage-gated potassium channel activity. The record is from RefSeq and is a predicted model, not a curated record. Lineage: Eukaryota; Metazoa; Chordata; Actinopteri; Cyprinodontiformes; Rivulidae.